Molecule: messenger RNA, 681 nt
Organism: Capsicum annuum
Lineage: Eukaryota; Viridiplantae; Streptophyta; Magnoliopsida; Solanales; Solanaceae
Exons: 4
Coding region: 1-681 (226 amino acids)
Source: RefSeq, a predicted model, not a curated record
AUGGAUAUACAACAGAUUGCUAAGGCUGAAGAAGAGUCACGGAAGCAAAAAUUCAGCUGUUUAUUGCUCAAGAAAGGUGAUAGAAAUACCAAAUAUAUUCAGAGGAUUGCAAAUUCCCAUAGGAGGAACAAUCAGAUUGAUAUAUUAAAAGAGAAAUGGAGGCCUACUGCAACCUUUGAUAAUCUAGCCAGCCUUACUUUGGAGGAAAAAGAAUGGUUAGAAAGAGCUUUUGAAGAGGAUAAAAUUCUUGCAACAAUUAACUCUUGCGCUCCAGAUAAAGCUCCGGGUCCUGAUGGCUAUACUAUGGCAUUUUACCAGAGGGAAGCUAUUGAACUCAGAGACUACAGCCCAAUAAGCCUUAUUGGCAGUGUCUACAAAAUCCUUGCCAAAGUUCUUGCGGAAAAACUUGAAACUCUAAUUGGAAAGCUGAUUUCAGUGCAUCAAAAUGCUUUCAUCAAGUCCAGUCAGUACAACAUCACUACAGUCAAAUACUCUGUUGUAGUUAGCAGAAGUUCUGUUGGAUUUUUUUCUCCGCAAAAAGGCAUUAGACAGGGUGACUUCCUCUCACCCUUUCUUUUUAUUCGUGCCAUGGAAGGCCUCAAUGAGAUAUUGGACAUAGCCAAGCAGUUGCAGUGGAUUGAGGGCUUCACUGUGGGAAACAACACAGAUAUCCUAGUAUGA